Capra hircus (goat) is the source of this 1999-nucleotide messenger RNA. RefSeq names its product SH3 domain containing kinase binding protein 1 (gene SH3KBP1). Lineage: Eukaryota; Metazoa; Chordata; Mammalia; Artiodactyla; Bovidae. The record is from RefSeq and is a predicted model, not a curated record. Gene Ontology annotation, molecular function: protein binding.
CGGCGGCGGCGGCGGCGGUGAGGAGGAGGGGAGAGCGGGCUGCGCGGCCGCGACUGCUGGGCGCUGGGCUGGGUGGCGCUUUUUUUUUUUUUUUUUUUCGCAAUUUCCACUAGCGGGGAGCAGGAAACCCGGCGCAGCCGGGCGCAGCGGGUCGCGAUGCAGCAGCAGCCGGAGUCGCCCCGGGGCAGCAGCAGCAGCAGCAGCAGAGGCAGCAGCGGGCGGCUUUGAGCCGCCGCGGCCGCCGCUACAGAGGAAAAAGCCGACCCAGCCAUCCGACCCCCGCGCCCACAUACCAGCGCCCCGAAUCCCGCGCCCAGGUCCCGGCGCCUUGACCCCCGCGUCCGCCUCCGCUAACUUUCACGCUGCCUCGGCGGCCCGGCCCGGCUCGACGCCAAUGGUGGAGGCCAUAGUGGAGUUUGACUACCAGGCCCAGCACGACGAUGAGCUGACGAUCACCGUGGGUGAGAUCAUCACCAACAUCAGGAAGGAGGAUGGAGGCUGGUGGGAGGGACAGAUCAAUGGCAGGAGAGGUUUGUUCCCUGACAACUUUGUAAGAGUGAGUACAAAGCGAAAACCCCUUUUCCUGUCUCCUAUGUGGGUUCUACUGGCCAAAGGUGUGGGGGCACUUGAGGAGGAAUUUCCAGGGACCCUCCCGGGGGGGAGUUCACAGUUUGACAUCUCAUACUGUGCUGUGACAGGGCUGCGGGCAUAUGGGGGUGUGGUAGAAGAAGGAUGGUGGGAAGGUGUUCUCAAUGGAAAGACUGGAAUGUUUCCUUCCAACUUCAUCAAGGAGCUGUCAGGGGAGUCGGAUGACCUCGGCAUUUCCCAGGAUGACCAGCUCUCCAAGUCAAGUUUAAGGGAAACCACAGGCUCCGAGAGUGACGGGGGUGACUCAAGCAGUACCAAAUCUGAGGGUGCCAACGGCACAGUCGCAACAGCUGCCAUCCAGCCGAAGAAAGUCAAGGGAGUGGGCUUUGGAGAUAUUUUCAAAGACAAGCCAAUAAAGCUAAGACCAAGGUCGAUUGAAGUAGAAAAUGACUUUCUGCCGGUGGAAAAGACUAUUGGCAAGAAGUUACCUCCAACUGCAGCAACUCCAGACUCGUCAAAACCAGAAAUGGACAGCCGGACGAAGGCCAAGGAUUACUGCAAAGUUAUAUUUCCAUAUGAGGCACAGAACGACGAUGAAUUGACAAUCAAAGAAGGAGAUAUAGUCACUCUCAUCAAUAAGGACUGCAUCGACGUGGGCUGGUGGGAAGGAGAACUGAACGGCAGACGAGGAGUGUUUCCUGACAACUUCGUCAAGUUGCUGCCACCUGACUUUGAGAAGGAGGGAAACAGACCCAAGAAGCCACCUCCUCCCUCGGCUCCCGUGAUCAAGCAAGGGGCAGGUACCACUGAAAGAAAACAUGAAAUUAAAAAGAUACCUCCUGAAAGACCGGAAACGCUUCCAAACAGAACAGAAGAGAAAGAAAGACCAGAGAGAGAGCCAAAACUGGAUUUACCGAAGCCUUCUGUUCCUGCCAUACCACCCAAAAAGCCACGGCCACCCAAGACCAAUUCUCUCAGCAGACCAGGCGCGCUACCCCCGAGGAGGCCAGAGAGGCCCGUGGGUCCCCUGACCCACACCAGGGGUGACGGUGCCAAGAUCGACUUGGUGGGCAGCUCAAUACCUGGCAUGCUGGACAAGGACCUCUCAGACCGCAGCAAUGACAUUGACCUAGAAGGUUUUGACUCCGUGGUAUCAUCUACUGAGAAACUCAGUCACCCAACCACAAGCAGACCAAAAGCCACGGGGAGGCGACCUCCAUCCCAGUCUCUGACAUCCUCUUCCCUUUCAAGCCCUGACAUCUUUGACUCCCCAAGUCCUGAAGAAGACAAAGAGAACACGUUUCGCUUGCCACACAGAGGAGUGGACGCAUCCAAGAAAACGUCAAAGACUGUUACCAUAUCCCAAACUGAUGACUACGCUUUGUAUCUUCAUAUGGAAGAAAGAGGGUGA